Cucurbitaria berberidis CBS 394.84 is the source of this 780-nucleotide messenger RNA. RefSeq lists its product as uncharacterized. Lineage: Eukaryota; Fungi; Ascomycota; Dothideomycetes; Pleosporales; Cucurbitariaceae. The record is from RefSeq and is a predicted model, not a curated record. The transcript has 3 exons. Gene Ontology annotation, molecular function: carbon-sulfur lyase activity. The coding region runs from base 332 to 727 and encodes 131 amino acids.
CCUCUGUUCACAUCUAUGUGUAUAUGAUAUAUUUAGUGUAGUAUGAUUUACGUUAGCGAGCUUAGACCUGCGGAUGUCCACAUGUUCUACACCUGACUGCCUGACAUCGACAUCAUCGACACUUUUACGGCUUAUCCCCCUCGGCUAUCUCGACGUCUCACUUUCGACUCUACUCGGGUAGUCUAUAGCAUAUAUCUCGCAUGUUUUCCCCUUCUAAUUAUGUUCUUUGACGCUUUCCCAUAUUUCCUUGAGCACCUAUUCUUCACUUCGGAAGAGGUUUUGAUCCCUUGCUACUGAUUUCGAGUCACGAAAUACCAAGACUACUAUCAUCAUGACCCAGGGACGCUGCAAUUGCUCAAAGAUCAAGGUCUCCAUCCCGUCACUGCCCGAGCAGUCAGCAAUCUGCUACUGCUCGAACUGUCGCCGGGCUGGGUCCAGCGUGGGCUCCAUUGUCUAUAUUUUCAACAAAACGGACGUCACGAUUGAUGAUCCGAGCAGCUCCCUCAAAAGCUACAAAGAUUGCGACACAAAGAGUGGUAAUACGAUCACGCGACAGUUCUGUGGCAACUGCGGAUGCCCAAUCAUGUCCUUAUUCGCAGGCGAGACACCACAGGUUAUCCUGAAAGGAGGAAUUUUUGAACAUAUACCCGCGCCUGCGUUUAAAUCUUUCGAUCACGAAGAACCAACGUGGAUGAAGGUUGUGAAAGCUGGUGAGGAAAGCUCGUAGUCUGUAUAUCUGCUUAUAUCUGUAUAAGACGCGCUUCGAAUCGUGUGCCAAAC